CAGCAAGCAAAUGUUCAGUCUUGGCCCGGACGCCAUCCAAUCAACUUCAAGUGUUUCAUUUUCAUGGUGGAUACAACAGACCGCAUCACAUUUGUGUCUUGUUUUUAAUUAACUUAGCCAAGCUGAAUAACGAAUCUAACUAACCUUUUUUUCAAAACAACAACGGACCUGUUAACAAACUGAAAAACGUGUGAAGACGACGUGUUCAUAACGUUAGCAAAAAAAAAAAUUAAACGUGAACAAAAACAACAACAAAAAUAAAAAUUAAUAUUGAAACAUAACUAAUUUUUUGGAAUCAUGAUUUACAAAGUCGAAAGCAAAUCGUCUGAACUGACACCGGUUCAACAAUACUACAAAGGCAAGACGGUGUUUAUCACUGGUGCCUCCGGCUUCAUGGGCAAAGUGUUGUUGGAAAAACUCUUGUACUCUUGCUAUGAGCUGAAAGAGAUCAUUAUGAUCUGCCGUGCCAAACGUGGCAAGACACCUGAACAACGUUUGGAGGAUAUGUGGAAAUUGCCGAUUUUCCAACGCAUCAAGGACGAAAGACCCGAAGUUUUGAAAAAGGUCACCAUGUUCAAUGGUGACAUUACCCUCGAAAUGUUGGGUCUAUCCGAAGAAAACUUGAAACAUGUUACCGAGAAUACCAAUAUCGUUUUCCACAUGGCUGCCACUUUGAAACUGGAAGGUAAUCUUACCGAUGCCGUCAACAUGAACUUGGCCGGUACACGUCGUGCCAUUGAUGUUGCUCGUAAAAUGAAAAAUCUUGAAGCUUUCGUACAUCUGUCGACGGCCUUCUGCAACUGCGAUCAGGAAGUUAUGUACGAAAAGGUCUAUGAUUUCCCACACAAACCUGAAGAAUUGAUGCGUAUCGCCGAAUGGAUGGAUGUGCCCACAUUGGAUGCUGUAACACCGAAAUUGUUGCCACCUCACCCCAACACCUAUACGUAUACGAAACGUUUGGCUGAACUUUAUGUUCGUGAUCAAUAUGAAACAAUGCCCGUGAUUAUUGCCCGUCCCAGUAUCGUCUCACCCGCUUACAAAGAUCCCCUUCCCGGUUGGGUUGAUAGCUUAAAUGGACCCGUUGGUGUUAUGACAGCUGGAGCCCGUGGUGUCUUGCGUUCAAUGAUGUGUGAUGCCACCCUGGAAGCUGAUAUGAUACCCGUUGAUGUGGCCAUUAAUAAUAUUAUUGUAAUACCCUAUGGAUUCUCUCAAUACAAGGAGAGACCCAAAGAGAUACCUGUGUACAAUUUGGUAUUGCCGGACAAAUGCCGCAAACAAUGGGGCUGGAUCCUGCAGAGAGGUGUUGAACUCAAUGAAAAAUAUCCACAGUCAUGGCCAUUGUGGUAUCCGAAUGCAACACUCACGCUGAACAAACACUAUCACAUGUUUAAUAUGAUAUUCUUUAUGUGGCUGCCGGCGUUGUUAAUCGAUGGUCUGCUGACAAUUAUGAGAAAAAGGAGAUUCAUGAUUCGAGUACAAAAACGCAUUGCUGUCGGAUUGGAAGUUUUACAAUUUUUCACCACAAGAAAAUGGGAUUUUCGUAAUGAACGUUUGCUACAAAUACUGAAUAGUCUGUCGCCAAGGGAUUUAGAAAUAUUUGAAGUACAAGUGGAAAAUCGUGAAUACGACAUUGAGGGAUAUUUGGUGACAUGUUGUCUUGGUGGUCGUCAAUACAUUAACAAAGAGCCAUUGGAAUCGUUGCCCAGAGCUAGAAUUAUUUUCAAGUGCAUGUACGUAUUGGAUAGAGUCUGCAAAGCAUUGAUUUGUGGUUGGUUCUUCUAUUGGUUGGCAUCGAAAGUUGGAUUUUUUUAAACAAAUGCAAGCUGAUGACUCUAUGUAAAUAAAGAUCAAUUAUUUCAACUCGAACAAUCAUACGUAUAGUCUGAUCCUUGUACAAUCUAAGACAUGAACAUAGCUCUGGGAAUACAGUUACAAAUCCAUUUAUUUUGUGCAAUAUGGCUAAAUAUGGUCACAUAGGUUAUAACUCAUUUAAUAAUGUAAAGAAACAAUACUCUCAAUUCAAUUUUCUCUUUAUAGGAUAUUAAAUCUUAUAUUUUCAUUGCAAUCCAUGUAUAUACAUUUUAUAGAAACCAUGUUACAUUUAAAAAUAUUUAUUAAAAUAAAAAUCGCCAGAAGUGAGAGUAAAACAGAUCAAAGCUUAAAAAAAUGAUUUCGGCGUUGCCAUUUUUGUCUUACCGUGAAAAUGCAACACUGUUGCCAACUAAAAGUGGCAACAGUGUUGUACCAUGGCCCAAUUAUAAGGUCUUCCUUCGAGCGAAUUAAUCUAAAACAGCUGUUAUUUUAUCAGAUGAAAUGUCAAAUUUCAUGCUAGAGGCGAAAAUAAACAUUUUCGCCUUGACAGAAGAUUUUUGUCGCGAAUUUUUAGAAAGAAGAUUUUUGUGGCAACAAUUUUUAGAAAUUUUAAAUUUAAUUGACAGAUAGUUUGGAAAUCAGCUGAGCUGGAAGGGGAACUUAUACUUGGAUCAUGUGUUGUACGAUUUAAACUUUGAUCUGUUUUAGCCCUGACUCGCCAAUCGGAUGUGUGAAAUUAAGAAAAAUAAAUUGUUAUUAAAUAAUAAGACAACCCCGAUUUCAAACUCCCACUUCAAUAUUAUGUAUCUUUUGUAACAAACAUGAAUCUCAAACUAAAUAUAAUUAUUUGUAUUUUCUUUUUUGUUUUUAUUGUUGUUUAUAAACAUA
This is a messenger RNA of Musca domestica (house fly), 2700 nucleotides long. Its product is annotated as putative fatty acyl-CoA reductase CG5065. The transcript is spliced from 9 exons. Bases 298 to 1812 code for a protein of 504 amino acids. The record is from RefSeq and is a predicted model, not a curated record. Gene Ontology annotation, molecular function: alcohol-forming very long-chain fatty acyl-CoA reductase (NADP+) activity. Lineage: Eukaryota; Metazoa; Arthropoda; Insecta; Diptera; Muscidae. Gene Ontology annotation, biological process: long-chain fatty-acyl-CoA metabolic process. Gene Ontology annotation, cellular component: peroxisome.